CUCACCUGUUUACACAUCGAUCAUCUCCGAUAUUUCCGACAUGAUUUUAAAGGACAGAUAUCGGAGCAUCAAACAUGGCCGCUCUGAGAUUAAUCGCGUAAGUGACCGUGUGCGUCUCUUUCAGAGCCGAACUCGAGUAAACUAGUGUGGAGAACGUCUGUUCUAGUUUUAUUCGGCUGAGCAUCAUGUGUUCCUGUGAUCUCCUGUGAGUUCAUGGCCUCUGAUGGGUCUCCAGUCAGAGACGCUCGAGAGAAGCAGAAGCAGAAGAGGAAGAAAGCCGAUCGGAGCAGAUCUGAUGUGGAGGAAACAGACGCUCAGGUGGAGAUUGAGAGACUGACGGCGGCUGGACAUGCAGCGCUGCAGACCGGAGACAACAACGCAGCGCUGCGGUGCUUCAAGAGCGCAUUAAAAGCUGCCGCAAAGCUCAGAGAGAAGAGGCUGCAGAGGACCUGUGCGCUGAACCUGGGCGCGGCGUACGUGGAGGCGGGUGAACCUCAGAAGGGGCUGGACGUCCUGUCGCGCGCGCAGCCGGGCGAGAGAGGCGAGCGGAUCGCAGACCUGCAGUUCAACCUGGCCACGGCUCACGAGGCGCUGGGAGAGCAGACGCAGGCGGCACGCCACUAUCUGCAGGCCGCGCAGCUGUACCGCUCGCAGGGGGCCGCCGCCGCAGAGGGGGACACCUGCGUCAGACUCGCUCGCUGCCACCUCCAGAGGAAGGAGUGGGACGAGGCCGCAGCGAGUUUCCGGCGAGCUGCUGAGAGUUAUAAAACAGCGGGAAAUACGCCUGCGGCUGCACUGGCACUGAAGGAUGCUGGGAAACACAUGCUGCAGAGCGGCCGCAACGCUACCGAUGACAUCAUCAGCGUGCUGACGGACAGCCUGGAGAUGAGCGCCAACAUUUCAGAUCAGGAGACGCUGGGGAAGCUGCUGAAUGACGUGGGUUUGAGUUUCUCUCAGAUGAGGCUGUUCUCCGAGGCGUCCGAGUGUUACGAGCAGGCACUUCCUCUGGUCGCAUCUAAACCGCACAGGCUGGCGGUGGUUCUGCAGAAUCUGGGCGCCGUCCACAACACUCUGGGUCAGUACCAGCAGGCUGUGAGGUUCCACCGAGAGGCAGCGGCGCUCCACGGCUCUCUGGGCAGCCGCGCUGCUCAGGGUCGGUGUUUCAGCAAUCUGGGUUUCGCUCUGGUGGAGCUGGACGAGCUGGAGGAGGCGUGGGAGAGUUACAUACACGCACAGCAGGCCUUCAGAGACACCGACGAUGCGUCCGGUCAGUGGCAGGCCUGCGAGGGUCUCGGCGGGAUCAAGCUACAGAUGAGAGACCCAGAGAAAGCCACCGUCUACUAUAAAGACGCACUACGAUUGCUAUGCAAAUGCCAGGACGUGUCUAGUUCAGUGCAGGAGCGUCUGGUCAGUAAACUGAGCGAAGCGUUACAGCAGAAGCUGCUCCUACAACAGAGAGGAGCCGCGACACAUCGAACCGUCCCGGAGCGACAUCAUAACCGACGGCUGCCACGGUCGACGGCUGUGCGGUCUGACGUCCAGCAGUGGAGGAGAGAGAUGCCAAACGGAGCUGCAGAUGGAGAAAACCCAGCCACAGACCGGAAGCGCCACAACGAAUCCAUAAUGUCAUCAGAGUCGCGUCAAGAACAAGAACAAGCAGAUCAUCACAAUGCACUUCCAGAGGCCAACAGGAAUCUGAAUAACACGUAUGAUAAAGCAGAGCUGCAUCAGCAGAACUUCCCUUCAGAGUCCUCAGGACAUGGUGGUUUGUCUGCUGAAUCUAUGAAGCCGAGGCCAGUACAGAUGAACGGCACACACCCAUUGGUCAGGAGCACUGUGACUCCACCCCUUACUCAGCAUGACAGCGAUGAGGCCACGCCCCUGACGAGGAGAUUGAAGUCCAGAUUCUGCACGGUCAUGUGACAGAAACACGUGCACAGGAUAAACUCUCCAUGGGAAAGAGGUUUUUACCUUCUUAUGGAACAUCCGACAAGGAUUCUGGGUUCAGCAUGAAAAUGAGACUGAACACCUGAGCAAAAACUGAACAAGUGGACGCCACUUUGGAUAAAACAUGUCUGAUAAAUGGUGGGAACAAAUUUUCUAUUCAAAGAAGAGAGGGUGGAUCAGAUGAGCACAGAGAGACUUCAUCAGCAAGGCAACUGUGUGAUUAUAAGUCAUAGAUUAUUUCAGCAUUUUUGAUCAUCUCAUUUUAGUCUCUUACCACUUUUACCAGUUUCAACAGACAUCAUGAGUGAAUCUACCAGCAUCACCCAAGAUUAAAGCACCUGCUGUACUGAAAUAAAUUUUAUAUCAAAACUCAA
Messenger RNA from Ctenopharyngodon idella (grass carp), 2321 nucleotides. Its product is annotated as tetratricopeptide repeat protein 24. The coding region runs from base 214 to 1923 and encodes 569 amino acids. Gene Ontology annotation, molecular function: protein binding. NCBI's taxonomy places the organism in Eukaryota, Metazoa, Chordata, Actinopteri, Cypriniformes, Xenocyprididae. The record is from RefSeq and is a predicted model, not a curated record. The transcript has 14 exons.